This is a messenger RNA of Anopheles funestus (African malaria mosquito), 1533 nucleotides long. It is a transcript of the gene BckdhB, whose product is annotated as 2-oxoisovalerate dehydrogenase subunit beta, mitochondrial. Lineage: Eukaryota; Metazoa; Arthropoda; Insecta; Diptera; Culicidae. Gene Ontology annotation, molecular function: catalytic activity. Bases 164 to 1261 code for a protein of 365 amino acids. Gene Ontology annotation, biological process: response to nutrient; branched-chain amino acid catabolic process. The record is from RefSeq and is a predicted model, not a curated record. The transcript is spliced from 3 exons.
GACAUUCCAUUUCCAUCACAUUUCGCAUACACGAGCCAGCUGUGCUGCGUGAUAACAUUUUGUCAACAAGUUGUUUACCACAUUUAUCGCAACGUUCCUCUGCAAAUAAUCCCUUCUGGUUUGUUUUAUUUCGGAUUUAAACCCUCCCCAAUACGCCAUAAUCAUGAAUAUUCUGCAGAAAGCGGUCUCUAACAGCGUAAAAACUAUUCCCCGAAAUGGAUUUAUGCGCCACUCGUCCCAUUUCGUGUAUCAGCCCGAUGCUAAGGCACCGGUCGAAGGCCCAACGCAGAAGAUGAACAUGUUCCAGGCCAUCAACCAAGCGAUGGAUAUCGCACUGGAGCAGAACGAUUCUGCUUUGGUGUUCGGUGAGGAUGUGGCGUUCGGUGGCGUUUUUCGCUGUUCGAUGGGACUGCAGAAAAAGUAUGGCAAGCAACGCGUCUUCAACACGCCUCUCUGUGAACAGGGCAUUGCUGGAUUUGCAAUUGGAGUGGCCAAUACGGGCGCGAAAGCAAUCGCUGAGAUGCAGUUUGCGGACUACAUCUUUCCCGCAUUCGAUCAGAUCGUUAACGAGGCGGCCAAGUAUCGGUACCGCAGUGGUAACCUUUACGAUUGCGGUUCGCUCACAUUUCGUGCACCGUGCGGUGCGGUGGGACACGGUGCGUGCUAUCACUCCCAAAGCCCCGAAGCCUACUUUGCCCACACGCCGGGUUUGAAGGUGGUGGUACCGAGGGGACCAAACAAGGCAAAAGGAUUGCUGUUGGCCUGCGUGAAGGAUAACGACCCGUGUAUUGUCUUCGAACCGAAAACACUCUACCGUGCCGCGGUCGAGGAAGUUCCGAUCGCUGCGUUUGAAAGCCCGAUCGGUAAAGCGGAUGUUUUGCGCACCGGAACUGACAUCACACUGAUCGGUUGGGGUACACAGAUUCACGUCCUGCAAGAAGUUGCCAACAUGGCAAAGAAACAGCUAGAUGUUAGUUGUGAAGUGAUCGAUCUCGUUUCGAUUCUGCCCUGGGACAAGGAAACUAUUUGUAAUUCUGCUAAAAAAACGGGACGCGUUCUGAUCGCUCACGAGGCACCAUUGACGAAUGGAUUCGGUGCAGAGUUAGCCGCUACUAUCCAGGAAGAAUGUUUCCUUCAUCUCGAGUCACCGGUACUGAGAGUGACCGGUUGGGAUACACCGUUCCCGCACGUGUUCGAACCUUUCUACAUUCCCGACAAACACCGGUGUCUGGCGGGCAUUCGAAAGCUGAUCAAUUACUAAACACAAACACAGUGAAGGGAGCGUCAAUCAAAUUCCUCACUUUAAAAAUAUACAACAAGUUAUGUUCCAAACUCGAUUCCAUUCCAGAUCGUCGUUGAUUCAGAAUCAACUGCACAGCAACGGAUGCAUUUAUAUUUGACAAGCCUAGGUAGAAAGCUAAGAAGCAAAACUUCUUCGCUUUUCGAGCUAAUAUCUUACGGGCUUAAUAUCUGUGUUAGCUCUGUUAUUAUAUCGUAAACAACCCUUUGUGCCUUAUAAAAGUCUUUCCAUUU